AUGUCGCCAGAGCGAGGAAGCAUCACUUGCUCAACCAUGCACAGACGCCGUACAAACAGAAGCACAGCACAGAUUCGUGCGAAUCGUGGGACUGCGGGCCGAGAGCUUGUCAGUGCAAUCCGCCCAUUUCCGCUCCACUUUGCUCCAUUCCACGGCAGUCCCACUUCCACUCAAUUCACCAGACCAUCAGACGGCGCACCCUUGCGUCUGCACAACAAAAGGUCAGCAGGUCAACUGAUCAAAAGACCUGCACUUGUCCAGAUCGACAGACCAGCAGAACAUAGGACCAAGCGACCGCCAGACAAACGGACAAGCAGUACUCCACAACGUCAGUUCAUUAGUCCCAUAGCAUAA
Molecule: messenger RNA, 354 nt
Organism: Protopolystoma xenopodis
Lineage: Eukaryota; Metazoa; Platyhelminthes; Monogenea; Polystomatidea; Polystomatidae
Source: the annotation of a GenBank genome assembly